Messenger RNA from Lethenteron reissneri (Far Eastern brook lamprey), 933 nucleotides. RefSeq names its product chymotrypsin-like elastase family member 2A. Gene Ontology annotation, molecular function: serine-type endopeptidase activity. Gene Ontology annotation, biological process: proteolysis. Lineage: Eukaryota; Metazoa; Chordata; Hyperoartia; Petromyzontiformes; Petromyzontidae. The record is from RefSeq and is a predicted model, not a curated record.
AUGGAUAAACUGUGGCUGAUGAUGAACGUGGUCAACAAUAAAUAUGAAUUUGUGCAAAAUGUCUCUUUGCAAUACUACAGUUCGAAGACAAACGCAUGGUACCACUUUUAUAGUGGAACCCUAAUCGCCCCACAGUGGGUUCUUACAAGUGUCAGCUCUGUCAAGUACGCGUAUUAUAUGCGAGUUGUGCUUGGCAAGCACAAUAUAUACCAGCAGGAGGCUGGAGAAAAUGUUGCAGAAGUCUACCUAACUGCCUACCAUUCCGCAUUUAACUCCACCAGCUUUGCAAAUAACAUUGGAUUGAUUAAGCUGAAAGCACCGGUGACGCCGGACACUGGAAUACAGUUCGCCUGCCUUCCCAGUGACAACGAGCGACUGUCAUCGACAAGCAAAUGCUACGCCAUCGGCUGGGGCUCCAAAAAGAUCAAUGGUUCAUUGACCAGCACGCUCCAGCAAGCCAACCUACCAGUGAUUGACGACAACACAUGCAAAACACCCGAAUUUUGGAAUUCUGUUUUACCUGCAAACACAACAUGUGCUGGUGAUGGAUCAAGCGGUGCAUGCGAUGGUGAUUUGGGUGGACCGCUACUAUGUUUGAAGAGUGACAAUUCAUGGGUUGUGCAUGGCUUUGUUACAUUUAUAUCAAGCUGGAAUUGUAAAAAUUACUAUAGGCCUACAGUCUUCACUAGAAUAUCUGCCUACAUUCCCUGGAUUCAAAACGUGAUGGCGCGUUAUUGACUCGGAAGGACAUUCUUGUGGCCGAUAAACAGUACCAUCAAGAUGAUCAUCGCGGUCUUAAAACAUACUGAAUUAUUGAUAUUUACAUCAUGUUUUAUGAAAUGUUAACACAAGCUUGUUUAAUAUAGCAUGAAUCAAUGUUUCCUUUUUAGUCUUUUUCACUGCUUGUCAUGUAAUUCUUGUACCUUUUCCCCU